UGCUUCUGUCUCGCCCAAACUCACAACCUCUCCCCCUACGUGCCGAUUUGCUUUCACUGCGGAAUGAUCAUGUGCGAGCUGCAACCGCCCUCGAGCCUGUGCCCGAGUUGUGGGGAAUCCCUGAUCACACAAGGGCAGCGGCAAGCUCUGCUGGUGCGACUCGACGAGGAUAUGUCUGCUGUGCUAGAUGGGGAGGAGCGGGAGCGUCAGAGGCGAGAGGAGGAUGAGAGACAGCGGUUGUUGGUGGAGAGCGGGGGGGGUGCGUUCCCUACUCUUACUGGC
Molecule: messenger RNA, 282 nt
Organism: Dacryopinax primogenitus
Lineage: Eukaryota; Fungi; Basidiomycota; Dacrymycetes; Dacrymycetales; Dacrymycetaceae
Exons: 1
Biological process (GO): regulation of DNA-templated transcription
Cellular component (GO): nucleus
Molecular function (GO): zinc ion binding
Source: RefSeq, a predicted model, not a curated record